CAACUAGACUCGACAGUUGGUUAUGAAAUCUCAACGUGUUCGCACGUGCCGCACGGAGCACGCAGCAGCAGCCAACCAGCCAUCAGUUCAAGCAAAUAUCACAAACUCAAACUCACAACAGUCGCAAUGAAACAUCAAAACUGUCAACAGAACAAUAAAACCUAAAAUUUAAAAAAAAAUAAAAUAAUAAUAAAAGUAAAAAUAAAAAUAUAAAAAAUAAACAAAUAAAAAAGAAAUACAAAAUAAACCCAAAAGUCUAAAAACUAAUAUAAACAAACAGCAUAAAAAAUACAUCCAAGUUUCAUGAACUCAUCUCAAAUUCGAAAACCAUAUUCAGUGUCUGGAGAAUCGUCGCCGAAAUUCAAAUCGUUAUCAAUCAAAUCCCAAUCAGCUCAAUCAACACGCUGCGUGCCAAGUUUAUAAACAACAAAUAUUUAACCGAGUUUUCAGUUUCAAAUCAAACCGUCGGCAAUUAAAUCAUCCCGUUCUUGUUGGUUCGUUCGUUUGUUUGUGUGUGUGUGUGUGUUUUUUUUUUAAUUCUUUGAGACAAUUUUUUUUUUUUUUUUUUUUUCUUGUUGUAAAAUAUAAUAUAACAAUAAGUGUGAAGUAAAGUGUAUGUUGAAAUCUGAAAAGUCUAAAAAGUAAAUGUGGCUAAGGGCGCCAGAGCCAAAGCAAGAAAUUUGAAUUGAAUUUGAAUUUGAAUUUGAAUUUGAGUUGAAAUGUGUGCGAAAAUAUUUCGGAUCUGAGAGAUCGCCUCAAACUUGUGAGUGCAAUUCCAAGGCGCGCAAUACGAAAUACUUUGGAAUUAGCUUGCACUGCAUUGAUCGCAUCGAACAGAGCCGAAAUACCCUGGAAUUGAAUGUGGCAAACAUGCAGCGGAAGCUUUGCGUUGGCGUGCAGCGUGCGGCGAGCUCUACGCUUCUAGGUGAGCCCCGCUAGGGCGACAGAGCGAGCGGUCGGGGCGUGGCCAGCAGCGACAUGAUGGCUGCCUUUGCCUCAGCAGCCGGCGUCGCGGUGGUCGUGCCGGCAGCGACAGCGGCAGCAGUUGCAGCAGCCACUGCGACAGCUGCUGCAGCAGCAACAACCGUGCGAGCAACAAUUGCCAGAGCGACAGCGACAGCAAUAGCAACAGCUACAGCUGCGGCAACAACAAAGACAACAACAACAACAACAACAACAUCGCUGGCGGGCAAGUUGCUGAGCCCUUUGCACAAUCGCACGACUGAACUGAAUGUGGAAGGCGUGGCUGAGGCGGAGCCUCGCGACGAAGAGGAUGGGCUAGGGAUAUUGAGCGGGAGUGGGAGCGACAGCGAGAGCCCGGACGUGGGCAUCGGCAGCGGCGUCGGCAGCUCCUCGACGCCCAGCAGCUAUCUGUCCCUGUACGACGAGGUGGCCAGCGCCCUGGACGAGACGCAGGCGGCCGAGGAGGCCGGCUAUGCGCUGAUUGAUGACAUCAGCGAGUGGCUGCUGGGCGCCGCCGCCGGCGGCAACAAUCUCAGCCUGAGCAGCGAGCUGACAUCGUCGAGCCCCACCAGCAGCAGUGUCAGCAGCUUCAACGAGUCCCUCAGCUGGCUGACCCUGGACAUGGGCGAUGUACAGAACAGCACGCUGUCCAGCCUCAGCAAUGCCAACAGCAGCAGCAGCAGCAGCAGCAGCAGCGCCGGUAGCGGCAGCAGUAGAGGCAGCCAUCUGGAAGGCAAUGCCGAGGACGAGGGGGGCGGACUCUAUGCGCUGCGUAAUUUUGUGGAGCAGCAGCUGAAUGGGGAGUCGGCGCAGGAUGCGCAGGAUAUCGCGCUCAUUGACAGCGCCGAGGAGAGCGCGCUCGAGAAUGUCGCCGACGGCGAGGCGGACUACGGCGUGCUGAGCGGCUUCAGUGGCGGCAGCCUGGACGCGGAAGUGGAUGCCACCAGCGAGCUCCUGCAGCGCACAGCGACUACGCUAACAAAUCGGACGACAGUCGCCUCCGGCUACGAUGCGAACGCCGUCUGGCUGAGUGGCGCUGGCGCCCAGGCAGCCGGUGCUGCCGGAGAUCGCAAUGGCGGUGGCGGUGGCGGUGGCGGUAUCGGUAGCGACGGUGGUGCUGGCGCCAGCACCGGUGGCAGCUCCUUCAUGCUGCUGCUGGAGAACUUUAACGAUUACUUUCCCAACUACAAUGGCAGCACGGUUUCGGGCACAACGGUCGUCGGCACGACCAGUACGGCCAGUACGGGUCUCCUCGACCAGAACCUGACCAGCCUGUACUUUGAGAACUAUCGCACCAAUUGCACGAAUGCAACGCUGAAUCUGACAUCCGAAUCGUGCCAUGAACUGCGAAUCGUGGACCACAAUUAUUGGGCGCUCAUCCUGAUCCUGUUUCCGAUCCUCACGCUCUUCGGCAACAUUCUCGUCAUCCUCUCCGUCUGUCGGGAGCGAUCGCUGCAGACGGUUACGAAUUAUUUUAUAGUGUCAUUGGCCAUUGCCGAUCUGCUGGUCGCCGUAGUCGUAAUGCCGUUCGCCGUCUACUUUCUGGUGAAUGGUGCAUGGGCUUUGCCUAAUGUUGUUUGUGAUUUCUAUAUAGCCAUGGAUGUGAUAUGCUCAACUUCAUCGAUAUUUAAUUUAGUCGCCAUCUCAAUAGACAGAUACAUCGCUGUGACGCAGCCAAUAAAAUAUGCAAAGCACAAAAAUAGUCGCCGCGUUUGCCUUACGAUACUAUUGGUGUGGGCGAUAUCGGCUGCCAUCGGGUCGCCGAUAGUGCUGGGCCUGAACAACACGCCCAACCGGGAACCGGAUGUGUGCGCCUUCUACAACGCUGACUUCAUACUCUACUCGUCGCUGAGCAGCUUCUACAUACCGUGCAUCAUCAUGGUCUUCCUCUAUUGGAACAUAUUCAAGGCGCUGCGCAGUCGUGCUCGGAAGCAAAGGGCUGCCCGCAAGCCGCAUCUCUCGGAGCUGACGGGCGGCAGCGUCAUCGAGAAUAUUGCCCAGACCCGGCGACUGGCCGAGACGGCGUUGGACAGCAGCCGGCAUGCCAGCCGCAUUUUGCCCGAUGAGCCGGCCACGAACACGGCCAGCGGCUCCAACGAGGAGGAGGACGAGAAUGCCAUUUCGCCCGAUAUCGAUGACUGCCACGUCAUCGUCAACGAUAAGUCCACUGAAUUUAUGCUGGCCACAGUCGUCGAGGAGACCGGCAACAGCGUUGUGGCACAGAUCACCACACAGCCGCAGCUGGUCGUUGCCGAUCCGAAUGGUAAUCAUGAUUCUGGUUAUGCAGCAUCAAACGUUGACGAUGUCCUUGCAGGAGUGAGCGUGGGCGCCGCCAUCAGCAGCACUACGCCGCCGGACAGUCCGGUGCCCAGCGGCGCCACCCUACACCGCUCCAGUGUCAGCAGCCGGCGCAACACCGCCGAGGACUCGCCCAAGCGCGGCGAGCCGCCGCUCAGCAGCAGUGUCGCCAUGAAGCCAUUGUCCUUUGUGCGCUACGGUGUGCAGGAGGCCAUGACUUUGGCACGCAACGACUCCACGCUAUCGACCACAUCGAAAACGUCCUCGCGCAAGGAUAAGAAAAACUCGCAGGCGUCAAGAUUCACGAUAUACAAGGUGCACAAGGCCUCGAAAAAGAAACGUGAAAAAUCGUCGGCCAAGAAGGAGCGCAAGGCCACCAAAACCCUGGCCAUCGUUUUGGGCGUCUUCCUCUUCUGCUGGCUGCCAUUCUUCACGUGCAACAUCAUGGAUGCGAUGUGCGCCAAAUUCAACGAAGACUGCAGGCCCGGUCUGACGGCCUUUAUGCUAACCACUUGGCUGGGCUACAUCAAUAGCUUUGUCAAUCCCGUUAUUUAUACGAUCUUCAAUCCGGAAUUCCGCAAGGCUUUCAAGAAGAUCAUGCAUAUGGGGUGAUUACAAUCAGCAGCAAUAACACCGACACGAACAACCGGUAAACAUCAACAAUGUUUAACUAAAGCUUUCCUGAUCAAUAUGUAAUCACUAGAAUAUCGAUCAACGUCGAUCGAUAACUCAAAACUCGAACUGUGCCAAAUGCAAACCAAAAUGAAAUUGAACUCAAAGCUCGAAACUCAAUUAGACUCCUAAGAUUGUUCAUAGUCUCAACAUUAUAUAUAUAAAUAUAUACAUAUAUACCAAUAUAUAUCUAAAUAGCAUAGUAUAUGGCCCUGUAUAUAGCAUCUAAAGUUUGAUCAAAUCUGUUGUAUGUAUUAUAUUCGAUUGCAUAGGCUAAGGACUCUGAGCUGUAGGCUAGGCACCAAAUUUUUAACAUUUAGCUAAUGUCUAACUUAAAGUUUUAGUUAAUAUUCCAGUAAAUAGGCCUAUUUAUCGAUAAACACAUAUAUACUUAGUUAUCGAUACCGUAAAAUAUGGCAAUUGUACCGUUACUUGAUGUGAGAUUCUUUUAGAUCGUAAGAGUUGUGUCGCUGUCACGAAAGAAAACAAAAACUGAGUUUACGUAUUUACUAUAUGUGGAUGGAUUUCCGUAUAUACAUAUAGAAUAUUUACUUUACAUAUCACGCAUUCAGUUUCUGUGAAUUUGUACGCCACUGUACAAUUGUAAUUUGUUCCCCCUCAAGCAAAUCCAACGAUCGCUGAGCAUAUCCUAAGCGCGAAAGAUCCCCCUACCCGAUCCCACCCCCCGCUCGUUUUUGAUACUCGACUUCAAUGCUAAUCAAUGCGCUAAUCAUAGUUAAGAGAAACUUAAAACUAAUCAAGAUGAGGCUAGAGGGUAGGUCUACCUAUUAGAUAUACGCAUAUACAUACGUGUAAUAUUAAUGUUAGUCCAAAGCAGGGGCUCAAACUCAGCGCCCAACACGAAAUCAUCGAGAGACAGAGAGAGAUAUAGAGAGUGAGAGUGAGAGUGAGAGAUAGAUGCAAGCAGCUAUCGAUAGGCUCAUUGAUUACAAUUUCUAACUGUAAACAAGAACUAAUUAGACCAAUUGAUGUAGCAACAGUAAAUGCAGAAUAUACAUAUGAAUAAGUCGAAAAUAAAUCGAGAGUAAUUCUCUUUCCUCCAUGUUAGGUCUAAUCAAUGAGCUCUGCAAUCGAUAGAUGGCUACGAUGUUUUUGUCGAUAGUUUUGAAUGAUGACUAAUGCACGCACACACACACACACACACGCACGCACACACACAGACAGACAGACGCACACUGAAACAAAUGAGCCCCACACAAAUAUAUAUAUAUAUAAAGUAUAUAUGUACGUAUAUAUAUAUCUCUAUAUAUAUGUACAUAUAUAUAUAUGUGUAUAUCAACAAAAUUGUCGCUGAGUUUGAUCGGACUGCUUGAGCCACACAUUCCUUGGUUGUAAACAAACUAUAAAUAAAAUAGGCAUAUAAAUAACAGUUAUUCAAGAUGUCAUUAGCAGAAUGUAAGCGCAUUUAAAACUAGGCUAAGCAACAGCUAAAUCAAGUUAGCCAACAAAAAUACGAGUUCAGUAUUUUUGAACGGCCUCCCUUCCCCCCUUACCCCAGUACUUAUAAUAACCUCUAGCUAACUACGUACUUGGAAAUGGGUACUCAAAAGGAAAAACAAAAACAAAAACAAAAACAAAAUGAAUAUGAAUAUACGAAUAAGUUGCAUCAGGGUAUCUAAAGCGUAGGCGUACAAAUUAUUAGAGCUAAGCGAAAGCAGACGCAUAACAAUUCUAUAUAAAAAAAAAAAGAUAUAUAUACACACACACAUAUAUAUAUAUAUAUAUAUAUAUAUAUAUAUAUAUAUAUAUAUAUAUAUAUUGCUAAGUAAAUGUAAUGUGAAAACUUCAUUUGAAACCUGGACCGAAACACUCGCCCAAUUCAUCAACGGAUGCCGUCUUGAAUUUGCUUAAUGCUGAUGCUGUUGGAGGAGAGCCGCAAGCGGAGAGCUGAUUACACACACGCACACACAUGCAAAUUAAAAAAAAAAAAUAAAAUAAAAUCAGACCACAACAAAAUACUAAAUGGAAAUGGGAAGUGAUUUGGCAAGCGAAGAGCCGGAAUUUCGAACUGCUUGGAGUACGCCCCUUGCUCACAACCAAAGAAAUAAACAAAUGGAAACGAAUUUAAAACGGCAUCACAAUACAUACACACUCACAAACACACACACACACAUGCAUACUAGAUUUUGGUCCCUGUUUUCAAAAACCGUCCUCUUCAUUGUUUCUAUGUGACAAAUAAUGUAAAAUUUAAUAAAAAAAAAAAAAAAAAAAAAAAAAAAAAAAAAAAAAAAAAAAAGCAAAACAAAACUCAAAGCAUAUUCAAAGAAUGAUAAACCUAAAAAAAAAAAAAAAAAAUACUAUAUAUAAAUAUAUACUAAGAAUUAUCUAGAGAGAGACGUAAACCGUUCUCUAUAGGCUAAACGUUUCCAGCUCAUUAUUAUGGAACCCUCUAGGAGAAGCUCAACAAAUUUUUAUACUUUCCUAAAAAGUGAAAAUGAAAUGAACAAACCAAAAUAUUCGAAAACAUAAAAAAGUGUGUAUUUUUUUUUUUUUUAAAUUUUAAUAAUUGUAGCUAAAUGUAAUUCUAAUAUACAUAAUAUUCGAGAUUCUUAAAGGUGCGUUAUGAGUGUUAGUCAAUAGCUCUAAGGAACCGACAAAUUAACAGAAAAAAAGAAUAUACACAUAUAUAUAUAUAUAUAUAUAUAUAUAUAUAUAUAUAUAGUUGAGAUAAAAGAAGGAAUUAUUAUAGAAAUAGUUAAGUUCUUCCAAAGAAAACGCUUAUUAGUUAUAGAAGAAUGGGUUGAUCAAGAAGUUUCAGUAUGAUUCAAUUGAUGGAGCUGGACGUGGUUGGACAUUGCAAUAGAUGUCGCCUCGGGCCAACGAUCACAGAUAUUACUAAUAUAUACGAGUGUUGUUGAGUUCACAGUUUCUGUUUGACUUUGUUUCAUAUUAAUCCAAUUAAUCAAUUGUUACACUUGUUUUUAAAUUUAAAAAAAAAAAAAAAAAAAAAAGAAAAAUAUAGAAAUAUUUAAGAGUAUAGUCUAUAAGCGCCCUCAGCACUAUCAUGACGAUGAUGAUCAUGAUCAUGAUGAUGAUAAUUGUGCAAUGCAACCUAAAAGGCAACUGCAAAGAGGCUAAGCGAACAUGAAAAACCAAAUCUUUAAUGAAAAAAUAAGAAGAAGAAGACCUACGUACAGUAAGACAGCAAUAAAAGGCACAACAA
Drosophila mojavensis is the source of this 7117-nucleotide messenger RNA. It is a transcript of the gene Dop2R, whose product is annotated as dopamine D2-like receptor. Lineage: Eukaryota; Metazoa; Arthropoda; Insecta; Diptera; Drosophilidae. Gene Ontology annotation, biological process: adenylate cyclase-activating adrenergic receptor signaling pathway. Bases 979 to 3873 code for a protein of 964 amino acids. Gene Ontology annotation, cellular component: membrane. The record is from RefSeq and is a predicted model, not a curated record. The transcript is spliced from 11 exons. Gene Ontology annotation, molecular function: dopamine neurotransmitter receptor activity, coupled via Gi/Go; G protein-coupled receptor activity.